GCCAACUAAGUAACUAACAUUGAGAGCAGUGUCAAGUUCGAAGUUGGUCUAAAGUUUGAAAAAAGCGUGCUGUCCCUGCAAGGGGCUCUGCAAAGAUGAACAACGUGCGGUCGAGCAGCGGAAAACACCGCGGUUGUCUCCUACUGUGUGCUACUUUGGCAGUCGCAUUCUCCACUUAUAUUGAUCAGGUGGAAAGUUUGCCAGCAGAUCCUGACAGUCAAUGGCCCACAUUCCCGAGAAGAAAUAUCGCAGCAUUAGCCAGAGAUGGUUACUUGAGAAGUUCUAGUUCUAAAGCAUACAAACGAGGCAUUUCUACGCUUGCUAAAAAUGGUUUACUACCAACGUACAGGUCUCCGUAUGUAGAAGCAGAUAAGCAAGAUCAAGAUCAAGAUGAAUCUCAAGAAAAAAGAAAUGUAGCUUCGAUUGCAAGGCUCCGCAGUUAUGCAGCCAUGAAGAGGAACAUUCAAGCUCUUGCUAGAGACGGCUACCGCGUAGGUCGAGGACAGUAUAAUCCUUCUAAUGACAAACGCAAUAUUGCGGCUUUGGCUCGCAAUGGUCUGCUUCACAAGAAGGACGAAGCGAAUGAAGAAGAAUACUAUUUCCCCUUCUACCAAAAUCCUAUUGCUCCUUUAUCUGAAAUUGAUCAUCCAUUAGAUGUCAAUGAAAUGUUUGAUUUCCAACAAUCGGUGAAUCCAGACAUGUUUCCAUCAAUGUCUCAAGUGUUCAAGCGUACUCCUUUUGAUCCAUACUACGACUACUACAACCAGAAAGAAUACGACAACUCGUAUUUUAAGAGGAGCUUCGCCGGUAGUCCAAUUCAUGGACUUUACAGACCUAACUACUUUGAACCAACUACUAGGACCAAACGCUACGUGAUGCCCUACCCUGAUCCUAUAGAAGGAGACGAAGGGAUCGAGCAAAAUGAUAUUGAGGGAGAGAAACGUUCCGUAGAUGAUGACGAUGAAGUUCGCGAAAAUUUUGAGAAACGUCAUAUUGGCUCUCUUGCUCGGUUAGGUUUAUUGCCCUCGUUUAGGUACUCAGGAGGACGUUACAGUAGAUCAGGACGAGCCAGGUUGUUGUUACCUAGCCAGGAAUUAUACAGGAAGCAUUCCGCUGACGAGAAUUUCGGAAUUAGGGAAUAUCGGUCUAGUUCCGAAGCUGACACAGCAAUCGAUUCAGACGACGCCGACAUACCGGCGGCGCCAGUACCUCCUCACUCGCACCCGACCGGUCGGAUCCUCCGCCAACCGCUAAACAACGACCUUCCGCACUCCAGCCCUCUGCCGCUACCACCGAUCGCACCACCCAACUACGUCGAGCCAUUCGCCAAGAACCGCUGGCAGUCCUACACUAAGGAGACGCCCAAGUUUUACUACUUCAGGUCGCUUAAAGUUCCAUACCACGUGUCUGGCAAGAGGUAUUUGUUGCUCCCAGCCGUUGAUAACAUCCUGCUCCGGAAAGGCUACCGCAACAGCAGCCUACCAAGCCGUCGUAAGAAUCAGUAGCUAUGCCAGUGCCCGCUAGGCGACGCCACGCUCUACAGCUCAGGCUACCCUAGCGAAUGAACUUUGAGGUGCAUUCAGUGUGCCGGCUUUUCGGUCAUGUUUUCAUUCAAUUCCAAGGAUAUGAUAGAUUGUAUUUUGGAAUCUAAAAAGUGGUUAGCAUGAAAAAUUGAAGUUUUACCAAUUGCUUUUUGGAACUGGAUGAAAUCGUGAUCUUGAUUUUUUCUCAUGUCGUUGUCAAGACGUAGGGAACACGGAUUAAUGAUAUAAAUCAGACAAUAAUUCUGAACAAUAUAAUAUACCUAACUGUUUGUAUUUCAUAUAUGUUAAAUGUUGUGAUUAUUAGUUUAAAUGACUUUAAUGGUAAGUUAAUUUUAAGCGAUCUCAUUUUUACAACAAACGACUUUGGCCAGCUUAAGACAGAUAUCGUACUCCUAACUUUAAUUAUAGAUUUUUAAGAUGUCAAUCGCAAAUAUAUAAAAUUAUACUAGAGAUUAAAGAUUUGUGUUAAAGAUUAUAUCAAUAUACUGAAAUUAUACAAAUAUUCUUCUAGGUAUAGCAAACAUACAAAAAUUGUGGGUUGAAAGAGGAAGUUCGUAGAUAGAUUUGAAAUAUAUUUUGGGAGAAACAGUGCAGGUUAAGGAAUACGUUGGGCAUUGAAUGUUAUCGUAUUGAAAAAAAAAAAGUCAUAUCUUUGAUGUAUCUUUAAAUAUCAACUAUUGAAUAGGGUUAACUAGCUGUGUUUGACAAAUAAUUGAUAAUAUUCUCGAAAUUUCUUAGAACAUUAUUUAUUAUCAAGCUUAAGCUUUAAAACGAAAGGAUCAAUGUUUUGAAUAUUUUAGCGUGAAGUAAAGAAAUGUUCGCUGAAAAUGUAUCAGCGGAUAUGGUAGGACAGAUUUGGAAAAUCGACAAUAAAUGAAUUAUGUGUGACCAUAAUAAUAUGAUAAUAAUUUUUAAAUUAUAUCUGUAGUCGGUAGGUUUUAUCUUCAAUUUUUAUGAUAUAUCUGAUAUCAAUCAACAUAUUUUUAAAACGAAUAUUGUAACUGAUGAUACUCAUUGAAUUUAGUAAUGUGUUAUUGUAAAUAAAG
Molecule: messenger RNA, 2590 nt
Organism: Spodoptera litura
Lineage: Eukaryota; Metazoa; Arthropoda; Insecta; Lepidoptera; Noctuidae
Gene: NPLP1
Product: neuropeptide-like precursor 1
Source: RefSeq, a predicted model, not a curated record